This is a messenger RNA of Oryza sativa Japonica Group (Japanese rice), 1654 nucleotides long. RefSeq lists its product as uncharacterized. The record is from RefSeq and is a predicted model, not a curated record. Gene Ontology annotation, biological process: regulation of alternative mRNA splicing, via spliceosome. NCBI's taxonomy places the organism in Eukaryota, Viridiplantae, Streptophyta, Magnoliopsida, Poales, Poaceae.
UGGAUUUCGCCGUUAACUCCUCUCGGAGUCUCGGGCCCUUCGCUCCUCUUCCUCGCGAGUCGCUGGACGAGGUCGCCGCCGGCGACCCUCACCGCCGUCGCCGUCGGUCGCCGGCUCGUCGCCCCUGCUUCCUUCGCUCGCUGCCCGCCUCAUCCACGGGUCUCCUCCCCCUUGCCGAAUCCUAGGGAUUUCUCCGCGUCAGGAGGCCUCCUCCCCUUGCCCGAGACUAGGGUUUGCUCCGCGUCGAAUCCGCGCACCACCUGGACGCCGCCGCCGCGAUGCAGAGGUACGGGCUGCAGCUCCGCACGAAGCCGGCGGCGUCCUCGUCGUCGCGGGCGCCGCCGCCGCCGCCGGCCCGCCCCCUGGCGGCCUUCGCCGACGAUGGCGACGAUGACGUGGAGGCCGACAUCCUCCGGCAGUCGUACAAGAAGCGAUCCCAGCAGAAGGUGGAAGAGCAGCAGAAGAAGGCGAUGGAAGAGGAUCCCUCGGUGUUCGCCUACGACGAGGUUUAUGACGACAUGAAGCAGAAGGCCGCCCUCCCCAAGAUGCAGGACAGGGUAGUUCGCGAGUCAAAAUACAUUGCGGCACUUAAGGAGAAAGCCGAACAACGUAAACGAGAGCAGGACAUUAUUUAUGAGAGGAAGCUUCAAAAAGAGAGGAGUAAGGAAGACCACCUAUAUGGUGACAAAGACAAAUUUGUUACAUCUGCCUACAGGAAGAAACUUGAGGAGGAGCGGAAAUGGCUGGAGGAAGAGAAGCGGCGGCAGCUUCAAGAAGAAAAGGAAGAUGUUACUAAGAAGAAAGACUUGAGUGAUUUUUACUUUGGUCUUAGUAAGAAUGUUGCUUUCGGUGCACAGACACAUGACAAUACAAAACAUGCUAAACCUGAAAAGUUAGACGAGAAAGUUCAAGAUGCUAAAACUAGCAAGGUUGGUGCUGAAGUAUCCGAUCGCUCUCCUAAGCACAAAAGGGACUCCGGUGAAGGAGCAGAGACGGCCAAUGAAAGUAGAAGUGUGGAAGAACCUGCUACAACUCAAUCAAGGGAUUCAGCUGCUGCUAGAUCUACCGAGAAAAAUGCAGAUGUUUCCUUGGAUGCUCCUCAGACCCAGACACCAGAAAAUACCCAACCAGCUCCUCAGACCCAGAAUCCACAGAAUACUCAACCAGCACAGAUCACGGAUGAACACUAUAAGAGAAAUGCUGAUGCACUUGCUGCUGCCAGAGAAAGAGCUCUGGCGCGGAAGAAAGCCAAAGCGCAGCAGAUAUGAAGUACGAGGCAGAGAUACUCACCGAGUUUUUUCUUAUAGGCUAAGGUCAUCAUAUUCUUGUUUGAGGUUUCGGGAAGACUGUAAAAUGAUGGAUGGUUUCACCCUUCUAGCAUUUCCAGGAGAUAAUCCCCUUGGUUUGAUCUGCAUGAUGCUCUACCUUGCUUGAUCAAAAUAUAUGUGCAGGCAACCCUUCAACGUUAGAAUAUCUCGUUCGGCUUUUCUGAACAUUUGUUCUGCUGUAAGAUGGGAAAUAACUUAGCACAGUGAACUGAAGGUUGUAUGCAUAUGUUCUCAUUCAUGUAUACCGUUGUACUUUUGUAACUUGAGUGAUUGAACGCGAUAUGAUUUCUGCAAUGGCACAAAUUACUACUACUAGUUACACUCCA